AUGCCGAGUGAUUACAAGUCCGAUCCUGCAGUGAGCAAUUUACGGAAUUACCUGAGGAUCCGUAGCGUUCAUCCUAACGUUAAUUACGAUGAAUGCCUCACCUACCUCCGCGGCCAGGCUGCUGAGAUGGGCUUGUCCGUGCAAGUCCACGAGCCUCUGCCGAAGAAGCCUAUCCUAGUGAUGACUUGGCCAGGACUAGAACCUAACCUACCCAGUGUGCUGCUGAACUCGCAUAUGGAUGUUGUACCAGUGUUUGAGAAAAGUUGGAGUCACCCUCCCUUCGAGGCUCACUUAGUAGAUGGCGUCAUUUACGGCCGAGGAGUGCAAGAUAUGAAGUCUGUUGCUGUGCAGUACAUUGAAACUGUCAAGCGAUUGAAGGCUAACGGCAUCAGGUUGAAACGAACUCUCCAUCUGUCUUUUGUGCCAGACGAAGAAAUAGGUGGAGCACCAGGUAUGGGUAUGUUUGUAAAAACAGAAGCCUUCAAGAACCUAAACGUGGGCUUCGCAUUGGAUGAGGGCAUGGCCAGCGCCACCGACGAGUACUUGAUUUACAAUGGAGAAAGGACUAUUUGGCAUAUGAAGAUCAUCUGCCCGGGCAAGUCCGGGCAUGGCUCCCUGUUGCUGCCCGAUAACAGCGGAGAAAAGUUAAGAUACAUGGUGGACAAAUUAAUGGAUCUACGCGCGGAGUCAAAGAAGAAGCUCGCUGACAACCCUAGCUUGACCAUCGGUGACGUCACUACAGUCAAUCUUACUAUGUUGUCUGGUGGGAUCCAAAACAAUGUUGUGCCAGAAAAGUUGACCGCCAGUUUUGACAUCCGCAUCGCACUGUCUGUCGACCAAAAAGAGUUUGAGAAUCAGAUAAGACAUUGGUGCUCAGAAGCUGGUGAGGGAGUGACGUUUGAGUUCGAACAGAAGGACCCCUACGUGGCACCGACACAGCUGAACGAGUCCAACGCCUUCUGGGUCGCUUUCAAAGCUGCUGCGGAACAACUGAAAAUCUCGAUGAAAACCUGCACGUUCCCUGGCGGUACAGACAGUCGGUAUUUAAGGGAGCUCGGUAUUCCAGCCAUUGGAUUCUCGCCGAUGUCCAACACCGCACCAGGCUUGCACGAACAUGAUGAACAUCUGGGAGCUGACACAUUUUUACGGGGAAUUCAAAUCUACGAAUCCCUUAUACCGGCCGUCGCUAAUGUAUGA
This is a messenger RNA of Spodoptera littoralis (African cotton leafworm), 1197 nucleotides long. Lineage: Eukaryota; Metazoa; Arthropoda; Insecta; Lepidoptera; Noctuidae. The record is from the annotation of a GenBank genome assembly.